Molecule: messenger RNA, 590 nt
Organism: Volvox carteri f. nagariensis
Lineage: Eukaryota; Viridiplantae; Chlorophyta; Chlorophyceae; Chlamydomonadales; Volvocaceae
Exons: 3
Coding region: 51-590 (179 amino acids)
Biological process (GO): photosynthesis, light harvesting in photosystem I; response to light stimulus
Cellular component (GO): plastoglobule; chloroplast thylakoid membrane; chloroplast envelope
Source: RefSeq, a predicted model, not a curated record
CAGUUCUCUCCUUUGUGCAGCAGAGUCUGAUCACCUUACGAACAUCUCAAAUGGCUUUCGCUCUCACCACCUCUCGCAAGGCUCUGCAGGUCGCAUGCAAGGCGACCGGCAAGAAGGCCGCUGCUAAGCCGGCUGCCCCCAAGAGCUCUGGCAUCGAGUGGUAUGGCCCGAACCGCGCUAAGUGGCUCGGCCCCUACAGCGAGAAUGCCACCCCUGCCUACCUGACUGGCGAGUUCCCCGGUGACUACGGCUGGGACACUGCCGGCCUGUCUGCUGACCCUGAGACGUUCAAGCGCUACCGCGAGCUGGAGCUGAUCCAUGCGCGCUGGGCCAUGCUUGGCGCUCUGGGCUGCGUGACCCCCAAGCUGCUGUCCAAGAACGGCGUGCAGUUCAGUGAGGCUUUGUGGUUCAAGGCCGGCGCUCAGAUCUUCCAGGAGGGCGGCCUGGACUACCUGGGCAACCUGUCGCUGGUGCACGCUCAGAACAUUGUCGCGACGCUGGCGUGCCAGGUGGGCGGGAGGGACGUGGCUGCAUGCUUAGGAAUGUGUCCGGUCGCCUUACUUGUUAGCUGGCUAGGUGAAACAAGGUGA